GCUCUGUGCUCUGAUCUGCCCGCUCUGAUGGGGUUUCAUGCCCAUGCAAGCAGUGUUGGAGAUCCUGAGGACAACACAGGUCUUAGCCUCUUCUAAUUCAUACACGUUGACCACAUCAGCCUUCACAGAUGAGAGUCAGGACAGCUAACCUACAACUGACGGCUCAUGGACCAUCAACCAAUGACCAUCACUAGAAUCCAAAAAGGGAGCUAAAAGAAGAUCGAACGUGAGUGGCCCAAGGACGACUGGCAGAUAUGAGAGUGGUACUGGUGUGUGCCCUGCUCUCCCUCCUCUCUUCAUCACAAGCCUGUCCAAAGGAGUGUAGCUGCAACAGCAACACCAAAGUAGUAGACUGUCGAGGUCGAGGCCUUUAUGACAUCCCCCGACGACUGCAUCCGGACACCCAGGAACUGUACCUCCAAGACAACCGUAUCAGGGGGCUGGGAUCAAUGGCUUUCCGAGAAAUACCACUUGUCCGCAUUCUUGAUCUAUCUAAUAACUCUAUAACAACUAUUUCACCAACUGCACUGCUGGGUCUCAGAACUCUACAGCGCUUCAGCCUGGCCUACAACAGUCUGAGAGAGCUUGACAAGCGGUUGCUUGGGCCCAUCCGCUCGCUUUCACACCUUGACCUCUCACACAACAGCCUGUGGGGUUUGCCUGGAGCCAUGGGAGAUAGUUUGAAGAACCUUAGCCACCUGGGUCUAGCGCACAACAGGCUUACACGAUUGGACCGCUCCCUGUUGGAGGCCCUGACCCGCCUGGACAGCAUCACACUACGAGGCAACCCCUGGAGGUGUGACUGCCAGCUCAUAGGCCUCAAACUCUGGCUGGAGUCCUACCUCUUUAAAGGUGGAGCGGUGGAUGAGGUGAUUUGCUCCCAGCCGGAGGAAAUGAGGGAUAGAGACCUGCAAAAAGUCCCUUACCAGCUCUUCCACGCCUGCAUGACCACAAGCUACCACUACCUGUUCGCUAACAUUCACCACCUGGAGUCUGAGAGGCUACUGCGAGGCCACACCCACGGCAACCAUGCUCAUCCCUCCAGCCACACCAUCCACGUCCCCAUGGGAAUGGGGGAGGGAUUCGGUGGCGGGGCAGGAGGAGGAGGUGGAGGGGGUUUGCCAGAGUGUGAACCUAAGCAGAGGCCGCGGCCUGUCAACUUGCGCCAUGCGAUCGCCACAGUGAUCAUCACUGGCGUGGUGUGUGGGAUUGUGUGUCUGAUGAUGCUGGCUGCAGCAGUGUACGGCUGCGCCUACGCCGCUAUCAUGGCCAAAUAUCAACGGGAGCUUAAGAAGAACGAGGAGCUGGCAGCAGCGAAGGGGGCAGAUCACGCCACAGCAGACGAGAAGGAACCGCUGGAGAACGCUAUCGCCUAGACGAUGAUAUCAUGAACCCUGGACUUGAAACCUGGGCCUCAACCCUUUAACCUAAUCCUCUCUGGAUGCCAUAUGUGUGUUAGUACAUGUGUGAGAGUAAGUUUAUUUAUGUGUGGGCGUGUGUGUAUGUUCACCUCCUUUCUGAGACUUGGGUAGCUAAACUCCACAGAUAUUUGACUAUGCACUGAUGAGAAGAGAAUCUUCUACCGUAUGCGGGUUCAUGGGGCAGGCCAAAGAAUCCAAAAGGAAUCAAUUCCAUUUUGUCUGAGAAAUGCAUAUCACAGAUAGGAACUAUAUAUUUAUAAUUGUGUAUUUGUAGGUAUAAUAGUAAAGCUCUGGUAUUUAAAACAUGGAUUUCAGAAUUUGUUGUCUUUUGGCUGUUGUUCAUUAUUUUGAGUCUGAUUUUGAGGUAAUUUUGAAAACUCAUAGUAGGCAGCUACUGUCAGUUAAGUUCUGUUCUAAGUUGUUUGUAUCAUUGAUGUGAGAGUAUGCGAACAAGAGUGAAAGUGUUUGUGUCAGUGUUUCAUUUGUGCUUGAGCGUGCGUGUGGAGAUGUAUACUGUAUGCACAUAUUUAUAGACAAUUUAAGAGUAUGUGCCUAAUAAUGUGAUAUAGUUUUGAAGAGAAAAUAUGUUUGUUUUUUCUUAAAGGAUAUUUUUCUGACGACUGAAGUGAAGAUGGAAAAUUCGUUGAAGCAAUAAUGAAACAAACUAAAACAAAAACAACAACAAAACCUGGACUCAGCCUUGUUGUUUUUCUACGACUUUACAGGUUUAUGGGUUUGAAUUAUCGUCCAGUCCCACACAGUCACACACCCACACACACAAAACUUAUAGAUCUAAAGUUUCUGAGAUCAGUUGAGUCUUGUUUGUGAGUUAAUGCUGAUCACAUAAUGG
Centropristis striata (black sea bass) is the source of this 2271-nucleotide messenger RNA. RefSeq names its product leucine-rich repeat and transmembrane domain-containing protein 1 (gene lrtm1). The coding region runs from base 255 to 1376 and encodes 373 amino acids. The record is from RefSeq and is a predicted model, not a curated record. The transcript has 4 exons. Gene Ontology annotation, molecular function: protein binding. Lineage: Eukaryota; Metazoa; Chordata; Actinopteri; Perciformes; Serranidae.